Striga asiatica is the source of this 315-nucleotide messenger RNA. The record is from the annotation of a GenBank genome assembly. NCBI's taxonomy places the organism in Eukaryota, Viridiplantae, Streptophyta, Magnoliopsida, Lamiales, Orobanchaceae.
AUGGCAGGUUAUUUUUACCCAGAAAUUCUUUUCCCGGCAGUAAUAAUAGUUUCUUAUUUUGUCGACGGUGGGCUCUCGGGUUUGGGCGAGUCCAAGUGCUUGCGGGUCCCCCAAUCAAAGUUUUCACAGACGGUGGGGACCACAAUUAGUGAAGUCCGGCAGGUGGUCAACACCAUAUCCAAAUUUUCCGGCAAUGUUACCGAUUUCCGGCUUAACAACGCCACUGCCGACUGCCUUUACUUGAUGGACUUUACCGUUGACCUGUUGACCUCCGUCCUUUCUGUUUCCAUGAAUCCAAAUGGGGUCAUGAAAUAA